AUGUCGGAGAAGGCAGGGAGUCAGAGUGGGGGCUCCCCGGAGGCCAGUGGGGUAACUGUCAGCGACAUUCAGGAACUGAUACGGCGCAAGGAGGAGAUCGAGGCCCAGAUCAAAGCCAAUUAUGAAGUGCUGGAGAGCCAAAAAGGCAUCGGGAUGAACGAGCCACUGGUGGACUGUGAGGGCUACCCCCGGGCAGACGUGGACCUGUACCAAGUCCGAACCGCAAGGCACAACAUCGUCUGCCUGCAGAACGACCAUAAGGCAGUGAUGAAGCAGGUGGAAGAUGCCCUGCACCAGCUGCACGCUCACGACAAAGAGAAGCAGGCCCGGGACCUGGCCGAAGCCCACAGGGAGGCCCUGAGCCGCGGCCAGAGCCAGGGCCUCAGCCCUCCUCAGGCCUUCGCCAAAGUGAACAGCGUCAGCCCCGGCUCCCCCGCCAGCAUCGCAGGUCUGCAAGUGGAUGAUGAGAUUCUGGAGUUUGGCUCUGUGAACACCCAGAACUUCCAGUCACUGCAGAACAUCGGCAGUGUGGUCCAGCACAGUGAGGGGAAGCCCCUGAAUGUGACAGUGAUGCGCAGAGGGGAGAAACACCAGCUUAGACUCGUGCCAACACGCUGGGCAGGAAAAGGACUGCUGGGCUGCAGCAUUAUUCCAUUGCAAAGAUGA
Messenger RNA from Rangifer tarandus platyrhynchus (Svalbard reindeer), 666 nucleotides. NCBI's taxonomy places the organism in Eukaryota, Metazoa, Chordata, Mammalia, Artiodactyla, Cervidae. The record is from the annotation of a GenBank genome assembly.